This is a messenger RNA of Lizanozyma spartinae, 2199 nucleotides long. RefSeq names its product Zcf17p (gene ZCF17). The transcript is spliced from 4 exons. Lineage: Eukaryota; Fungi; Ascomycota; Pichiomycetes; Serinales; Debaryomycetaceae. Bases 1 to 2199 code for a protein of 732 amino acids. The record is from RefSeq and is a predicted model, not a curated record.
AUGUGGCUUGCGAUAAAGUUAACUCAUUCAUUAAGACAAAACCAAAACAGCAAAAUCCAACAGGAUUAUCGAUUACCAACAUCUUCAUUGAAGAAUGAAGUCACAACUCCUACUGCUAUGCAAAAUAUGAACUCCUUCUCUCCCGAAAGUGGUCACGACACAGAGCUUGGAAGUCUGGCACUCCAAAUGAAUUUCGAACUACAAGAUCUCCCCAUAAAGAUCCCUACAUUUAAAUAUCCUAUGAUUCACUUUAGAAAUGUUACUUUAGAAGAAUUUGAUGCCGAAGAUGGGUUAUCACCCGAACCGGGAGCAUCUGAAUAUGAAAACGAACUGCUGGCGACUUUACGAAAGUCAAUAAAUGCCACAACGGGUUCUACUACUUCCCAUGAUUCCUACCAAUCAGCUCUACAACAUCUGUCAAGUGUAUCACCCACAACUUCAACAGAUUCAAAUGCUGAUACUUUGACUCAUAACUCUAAAUUUCUUAGUGAUGCUCAGAUUGGUCCUGAUGUGGUACCCAACUCCGCCACUUAUUGCUCGCCUAAUAAUGAAAAGCAUGUAUUGCUCGGGGCACAUAAGGCAGGUACGGUGUUUAAGAGCAAUGAUCUUCAGCAUAUUCCUACAAAGUUCAAGGAUGAAAGCAUGGAUGCAACUAUACUCUUAGAGCCCAGUUCACGUUUUCUUCCCGGCCCGGUUUCCUUAUUAGAUUCGGUCCAAGAUGUCAUGGCUCAUGCAGACUAUAGUUAUGAAUCCUAUGAGUGUUUAAUGAUGUCCGCUAUGUUACUUUCAAGAAGUGGUAAAGCUGUGUAUUUUGGUAACAAAUCCAAUUAUAAUGGGAAGUGUGACUAUUCAAGGUUUAUAUCCGAAACCUAUAGCAUGUGUGAUGAAUGGAAGGAUAAAGCAAUUCAGCGUAUAGAGGACUGCGUUAGUAACUUUUACUCAUCUAAUGAGUUUAACCCGCAAGAGGUUAUUGCGUUAUCGUAUACUUCAUGCUUUAUAUCAGUGUCCAUGCUCCUGUUAUGGUAUGAUUAUCGAAGCUAUAUCAAAUCGGCAUCUGGCGUGUCUUAUUUGAUGUACAAUGUUUGCCCAUUAUUUGAACAGAAACCAGAUAUGGUCCCCGCUGAAAUCAAAUACUUGAUGAAGCAAUUACAAUACAUCAUUAAAACACUUGCCAUCCCAUCAUAUGACCCAGAAUUUCUUCAUGAAUUCCAAUCUAAUUUCUCGAAGUUGACGAAUUAUUACAAUGAACCUGAGAAGUUCAUGAGAUGCAUCAACGUUCAAGAUGUAAGCUAUUUAAAAGAGAUUCUCGAAACUUAUAAACGAUUGCAAUACUAUUACAAUUGUUUAAGUGAUUUUUUAGCCAAUUCUUUGAUCCCUAUGGUAUUUGAGAAACGGGAUGUUAAUGCAGUUUGUGUUUACUCUCCUGAACUUAUUUAUGAAUUAUGGGGAAAAUGGUUUAGUAUAUUCCCCGGUGAUACCGAGGUCCAACCUCCCAGCAAUCCAAAUUAUCCGGUGGAAUCAGCAUAUUUGACUGAUUUAUUCACAACAUUAUCCAUGUAUUAUUAUUCGUUACUGGUAGCAAUGGAUGCUAUUAUUCCAUCUGUGAAAUACCUUUUCAGUGUUAGUUUUUUGGUUCUGAACAAUCAGUUCCUCGGGAGGAAGGAUAUAUUUAAAGCCAAUGAAGAAACAUACUUAUCACGAGCAUUCAAAUCCAGAGAUUAUCUUUUAAAGAACAAUUAUUACACAAUGAGAUUAUUUGAAUUUUUUAAUAGAAGGUUCACCUUUUUUAUUGACAACAUCCAUUAUAUUACAGAAUCUCCUUAUACUCCAUAUGUGCAAUUAAAUCGGUUACAAUCUCGUUGUGUUCCUAAUGUUCAAGAGGAUUACAUCAAAAACUUUAACACCACAUUAAUUCGUCCAGAGCAUUUUCCAACUAGAAAAAUCGUUAGUCCUGAAGUAUUGGAUGCACCUUCAGUUUGCUGUGUUUUAACUCGUAACCAGGAGGAAGAACUGUCCAUGUAUACCAGAAAUAUAGAAAAGUUGAAUUUUUGUCAAGAUCGGAUACAAUACGAUACCGAAUCUAAGCUUUUACUUAAAGAUUAUAAGCCUUUUGAACAACGCAUGAAUCAACACAAGUUUACUCUUUCUUUGAGAACUAUGAUGGAAUUUUAUGAAGACAGAGCGUUACUACUUGCAUAA